GACGUCAGUAACCGUCCAGGCCAGGUUUGUUAGAAGAUGCACUGAGGGUUAAAAUUCUAUCUCGUAUAUACGUUGUAGCUUAGGCUUCACCUGUGGAGAACGGUGCUCGGUUACUGUUCUGCUGAUUACGAGUUUGGAGGUUGACGUUCUCGGGAUGGUACUGUUUGUGCCUUGGCCUUGGAAGCUCUUCUAAUGUGCUCAAGACCAAUUUAGAAUGUUAUUGAAGUCGGGCUAGUCCCUUCUUCUUCUGCCGCUUCAUAGUGGUCAAUGCUUUUGCGCUGAUGGCACGCACAAGAUGAUUUGCCUGUAGAGUGAGCAUCAGAGGAAAAGUCAACAUGACUUGUAUUCGGGGGAAUAAUUUCGGCUAGGACUUGGAGAUAAGUGGGAAAAGUGCUUCUGGCGUGCCAUCUAUUCCGCCUCGAAUAGGCGCGGCAUGAUGAUUCGUGAUAGUGGAUGACGUUGGGAAAGGCGCAUCGAUCGUCGGCACACCAGUCGAAAGUGCAACUACGAUCUUGUGCCACCAUGUCUUGCGGUGGAUGUGGCUGCUGCCCCAAGUGCGGAUGCCAGGCAACUUGCACUUGCAAUCAAAGCAUUUGGUUAGAUUUCGAGAGCUAUGCAGACUUCAGUGGCGUAACCGGCGCGACCUUCACUGGUGCAGAGAUCGAUAUUUCUUGCGGCAGUUUGCAUGCCUCAAGCCAGUCGAUUGUUGCCAGUCACGGUGGCAAGUGCGUCAAUUGCGGCUGGCAUGCACCUGGGGGUUGUGCGUAGGAUCGCAGCCGGAGAUGCAACAACGGCACACCCAGAACCCUGUUGCGGGAGCGAAUGCGUCACCACCUCCUCGCUGCGGUGCACUUGUUGCAGGAGGGUACCGAAACCCCAUCUUAGCCAGACAGACACACAUACACACAUACACAGACACGAACAAAACACACCUUGAGAAGCGCUAGAUCUAUUUGUUUUGUUGCAAAUAAGCCCCACCUGCGGAUUGGAAUCUACUGAAGUCCCUUAGACAAGUCAAUAUGGUGUGAGCAUGGUGUUCAAGGGCUAGCCAGUUUGCAGAGAGAAACCCACUCCUUCGAGUAGACUCGCGCAUGCUUGACGUCGCUGCUGUGACUCUCGCAGCCUCCUCAAACUCUGUCAAACUCCGAAUCUACGAGUAACACUUGUUACAUGUUACGUGCAUAUUGCGCCACAGUUCGACAUCCAGAUUGCCGUCUUUUCCAUAUGUAAUAUACGGAACGUACCGCAAAAAAUACCCAGUUCCUCCUCUUUCCCCUUCA
Physcomitrium patens is the source of this 1280-nucleotide messenger RNA. The record is from RefSeq and is a predicted model, not a curated record. Lineage: Eukaryota; Viridiplantae; Streptophyta; Bryopsida; Funariales; Funariaceae.